AUGUGUGUUCAGUUGCACAAUGAUCAAUCUGCAGAUCGGUUUUCAAAGCGAUUGUUGAAAAUCGGAAAUGGUAAAGUUCGAAUCGAUAACACAAAUGGUUUAAUUAGUUUGCCUAACAAUUUUUUUACAAUUCUCCAAUCAAAAAAAGAAUUGAUUGAACCACUGUUUCCAAAUAAUGUUCAGAAUCACAGGAAUCACAAUUGGUUGAGUGAACGCGCAAUUCCGGUAACAAAAAAUGUGCAUGUCAAUGCUAUCAAUUAUCUCAUCCUAGAAAAAUUGCCUGGUGCAGUGACAUCAUACAAAUCUGUUGAUAGCGGAUUGAAUGAAGAUGAUGCAGUCAACUAUCCAGUUGAAUUUUUAAAUUUGUUGGAACCACCCGGUAUUCCGCCGCAUUGCUUGAAUUUGAAGGUCGGCUCAUCAAUUAUUUUACUACGGAAUUUGAAUGCACCAUAA
Messenger RNA from Sipha flava (yellow sugarcane aphid), 453 nucleotides. RefSeq lists its product as uncharacterized. The record is from RefSeq and is a predicted model, not a curated record. The coding region runs from base 1 to 453 and encodes 150 amino acids. NCBI's taxonomy places the organism in Eukaryota, Metazoa, Arthropoda, Insecta, Hemiptera, Aphididae. The transcript has a single exon.